This is a messenger RNA of Cynocephalus volans (Philippine flying lemur), 1416 nucleotides long. It is a transcript of the gene TTC29, whose product is annotated as tetratricopeptide repeat domain 29. Gene Ontology annotation, biological process: cilium movement. Lineage: Eukaryota; Metazoa; Chordata; Mammalia; Dermoptera; Cynocephalidae. Gene Ontology annotation, cellular component: sperm flagellum. The record is from RefSeq and is a predicted model, not a curated record. Gene Ontology annotation, molecular function: protein binding.
AUGGCCCAGAUUUACUCUGUAACAUUGAACGAUUCUGGAACGAGUCUUCACAGCUCAUGGGAGUCCAAAAUGACCACGCUACCCCCACUGUGCAUGACAUACCCAAAGCUUACGGCCUUAGCCAGACAGAAGCUGCCAUGCUCCCCCAGAAAAAUUCCAAGGUCUCAAUUGAUCAAAGAAAAAGAUGACAUAGAUCAUUAUCUGGAGGUAAAUUUCAAAGGAUUGUCAAAAGAGGAGGUUGCUGCUUACAGGAACUCAUACAAGAAGAACAUCUGUGUGGACAUGCUGCGAGAUGGUUAUCAUAAGUCCUUCACUGAGCUCUUCGGUCUGAUGGAGCAGUGGGAUGCCCUGAGGGAGGCUGCGAGAGUUAGGUCCGUCGUCUGGCUGCAGAAACCCCUGGAGGAGCAGCCUGCUAAACUGGAUUGCUUCUACCACUACCUGACCAGGGCUGAGGCUGCCGAGAGGAAAGAAUACUUGGAAGAUGUAUAUAAUAACCUGUAUGCUUUGGCCUGUUACUUCAAUAAUUCUGAAGACAAGUGGGUAAGGAACCACUUCUAUGAGCGAUGUUUUAAGGUUGCUCAACUGAUCAAAAUCGACGGUGGGAAGAAGGAAGCCGAGGCGUGUGCGCACAUGGGCCUACUCUACGAGGAAGACGGUCAGCUUCUGGAAGCUGCCGAGCAUUAUGAAGCAUUCCAUCAAUUGACGCAGGGACGGAUAUGGAAGGAUGAGGCAGGCCGCUUUCUCAACUUGUUGGCCUGUGAGAGUCUCCUGAGGACUUACAGAUUACUCUCAGACAAAAUGCUGGAAAAUAAAGAAUACAAACAGGCCAUCAAAAUUCUAAUAAAAGCUUCUGAAAUAGCUAAAGAAGGAAAUGACAAAAAAAUGGAAGGAGAAGCUUCCUAUUAUUUGGGCUUAGCACAGUUGGCUGCUGGAGAAUAUGAAACAGCCUUAACAGCCCUUAACACUUACAGUAAAAUCUCCGCAGACCUAGAUGAUGAUCUCAGCCUGGGGAGAGCCUAUGAAGCGAUAGCCAAGGUCCUGCAGAGCCAAGGAGAGAUGACAGAAGCAAUUACAUACUUGAAAAAAGUUGUGAGCAUUACAAAAGACAAUUUUCAAAGCCUAGAUAUUGUGAGAUCAAGUACAAUGCUUGGGGACAUAUACAAUAAAAAAGGAGACUACAGCAAAGCUUCUGAAUACUUUCAAGAAGCUUUUGAUGCAACAGGAGAGCUAAUGAACAUGCCUCUGAUGGAUGAAACAAAAGUUCAUUAUGGAAUAGCAAAAGCUCAUGACAUGAUGCUGAUGGUGAACAACUGUAUAGAAUCUGCAAAUCUCACCAGCCUCCAGAGCCUGCUGUCAUGGAAGGAGAAUAGGAGUAACAUUGAUCCUUAUCUGACUAUUGAAUUAGAGUCUAAAUAG